Echinops telfairi (small Madagascar hedgehog) is the source of this 1810-nucleotide messenger RNA. It is a transcript of the gene CUNH1orf94, whose product is annotated as chromosome unknown C1orf94 homolog. The record is from RefSeq and is a predicted model, not a curated record. Bases 1 to 1803 code for a protein of 600 amino acids. The transcript is spliced from 7 exons. Lineage: Eukaryota; Metazoa; Chordata; Mammalia; Afrosoricida; Tenrecidae.
AUGAGGGCCGGUGGUGGGUGCGCCCCCUGUCUUCGAACCCUGGGUGCACAUAGGGGCUGCAGGCGAGAGGGGAGCAGCAUGGCCAGUGGGAAUGGGCUCCCUUCAUCCUUGGCCCUGGUGGCCAAGCGCCCCUCCGCCCUGGGCCCAUUCCCCAGAUACAUCUGGAUCCACCAUGACACACCGCAAGACAGCUUAGACAAGACUUGCCAUGAAAUCUGGAAAAGGGUUCAGGGCCUGCCGGAGGCCUUGCAGCCUAGGACCUGGAGGGAGCAGCUCUCUGCCCCCGUGGCUGGGACUCCCAGGGACCAUGGGCUCAACGCUCACGAAGAGGCACUGGAACUCAGCAGUGGCAAGGAUGAGAUCUCCCUGUUGGUGGAGCAGGAGUUCUUGAGCCUCACCAAAGAGAACCACGUCCUCGGGCCAGAGAGCCCCAGUGAGCUGGAGGCAGCUGGCCGCUCAGCCCAGGGAAGGAAAGAGCCACCUCCCUGCAUCAUCGGACCUUCUCUGGCAGCAGAGAGCACUGAGCUCUCAGGCACCGCUGUCAUCGCCGGUGACAAGCUUCUGAAGCCGAAGAUGGCUAUGUCUGUGAUUGGCAACAGGAAGAACUGCGACUCAGCCAUGUCCACCGUCACCGGCAUCCUGCGCUCUGCCAAGGUCAAGAGUGCCAAAGGGUCAGAAGAUGGGGGCCACAGCCUGGGCCCCUCCAACUCAGAGAUCAGCAAGCUCCUGGCCCAGUUCCCUCUCAAGUCCAUGGACACCAAGGUCCCUGACCACAAGAUGGUGCUGGAGGAGGCCAAGGUCAUCAAGGAUUUCCUGCAGAACAGCAUGUUCAGCGGCACCGGAACCAAGGAGCCGGCGGGGCUGGGACCCUUUCUGCUGCUGCCGCCCCCGCCUCCGUUUGUACCCCUGGACAAGCUUCCCGAGCUCCCCACUCAGAAGAGGCAGCUUCCGGUGUUUGCCAAGAUCUGCUCCAAGCCGGAAGAAGACAUGGCCACGGCCGCUGAGGGCCACCUCUUGAUGGAAUGGAACCCUGGCGCCAAGGAGCCGAGCAGGGCUCGAGAGAGCCUCUGCCUCGGUCAGUGGCCCCUGAGCCGGAAGGACAGCUGUGGCGAGAAGGGUUGCAGUGACCCAGCAGGGACCGUGUCCGUGGUUCUGGCCGCCAAGAAGGCUGCAAGGCCAGCCGAGAAGAACUUGCUCUAUGAGCUCCUCGGGGCCACCAAGCACCCCAGCGGGCAGCUGAGGCUUCGCAGCAAAGUGGAGGUGGACGGACUGGAGCUGAAACUGCACCGGUCUGUGACAGCGGCAGAGAAGAACAAGUACACAGGCAACAUUUUCACCCCACGCUUUGCCACCGCCUUGACCUCCGCGACCCUGAACCAGCCACUCUGGCUGAACCUGAACUACCCUCCUCCACCGGUGUUCACAAACCACUCCGCCUUCCCACAGUAUCAGGGCUUGUACCCACAAAGAGCCAUGAGGAUGCCCUACCAGCAAACCCUGCACCCCCAACUGGGCUGCUACUCCCGACAGGUGGCACCGUACAACCCCCAGCAGUUUGGACAGCAGAUUUUCCGAUCAUCCUACACCCCCUUGCUGAGCUACAUCCCCUUUGUCCAGCCCAACUAUCCAUAUCCUCAGAGGACUCCACCGAAGCUCUCCACCAACCCCCGAGACCCUUCUCCCAUGGCAGGAGAUGGACGGCAGUACCUCUUUCCCCAGGCCUACGGGUUCAGCUCAACGUCUGGGGGCCCACUCAUGAACAGCCCCUAUUUUUCCUCCUGUGGGAAUGGCAUCAAAUUUUAGAUUUCCU